UACGACGCGCCAUGACAGUUGACAGUUCACGCGGCGGUGUUUCACGUUGACAGUCGGAACGGUGGACCGCGGACGGACGAACGUGACGUCAUCAAUGGCGGCUCCUGUGUUGUCUGUGUACGCAGCGGCUGUUGCGAGGAGGUAACGCUGAGAGACGCCGAUUAUUGUUUUUCGGACGAGGCUGUCGUCGAACGCGCGAAAUAUGGGCUCGAAGAAACACAAAAAGCAUAAGCGCGAGAGACACGAAGGAAUUUUGACUACGUUUUCACCAAGGACAAACUGAGAGUGAGGUUGGAGUAAAAGUGAGGUGGAUACGAAAGUAUAAACGAAGCGUUCUACAGCAACAGGCGUGACGUAGAAAGGGUCAGUACACAACGACGGACAAGCCGCCUAGCUUGAAGUUAAUCUUGAAAGUAGGAGGCAGUACUGGAACGCCUGAACACGGUAGCGAGUCACCGAGUCAGGCUACGAUGCUGUCGCAACAUUACCAACAACAAUUGGGCCUCAACUACUCUGUCAGUCAAGGAGACACGGAAUAUGACAGAUACGUCGGCCACAAGAAACUCAAAAAAAAGAAGAAAAAGAAAGAUAAACGGCAUAAACAUCAUCAUAAGGACAAGAAGAGGCGAAGGGAAGAGUCGAGUCAGGAAUCGGUCGGUGACGCCGACGAAAAUUUGGCCGAACCAAUACCUAAAAAGACUUGUACUAAUCACAAUCAGUUGUUACCACUCAGGCCACCGCCAAGCGGUGAAUUAAGGGUAGGCGUUAGUAGUAUAAGCUCUCUAUCACCGCAUCGUGAACCCAGAACAUGCGUUCUCAGAAAAAUAGCAGAGCGCACUCCUCUCCAGAGAUUAUUGGAACAUUUGUUGAGGUCGAUGGAAAAGCGAGACCCACAACAAUUUUUCGCUUGGCCGGUUACGGACAGCAUUGCGCCCGGUUAUUCUCAAAUAAUCACAAAUCCCAUGGAUUUCAGCACGAUAAAACAAAAGAUAGACGAUAACAAUUAUCAAAAUCUACAAGAAUUCGUAGAUGACUUCAAGCUCAUGUGCGACAACGCCAUGACUUAUAAUCACUCUGAUACUAUCUAUUACAAGGCAGCGAAAAAACUGUUGCACGUCGGUUUGAAAAUGGUCACUCCUGAAAAACUGCGGCAGCUCAGGCCAGUAUUGAUGUACAUGAACGAUAUAACGAAAGAGGAGCUCGGAUUCGAAUUGGGCGUCGAGGACCCCAACAAUUUGGACGCUCCUGUGACGGAGGAGCAGAUCGAGCGAGAACGUGAACAGGAGGAACGCAAUGAAGAGGCAGAGGAGCUCAGGAAGGAAAAUCAGAGAAAAAUGAGACUGGCUAGUUUAGGUAAAUUCGAGGCGAUACCGGACGACUUGACGCCCGAGGAGAUACUCAAGCAAGCGAGAGGGGCAGCCAAAACGGCGAUGGAAAAACUCAGUCUGAAGAGAGCAAACUCUAAGAUGGGUUUUCUGCGACAAAAGAAAGACGGCACCACCAGUCUGCAGAUUAUCGUACCCGGGGACGGAAUCAUUCCUGGAACCAAUCAAAGACCUGUGUCGCUAGGUCAGCUGAUAGGCAAGUUGAACCACGGUACAGGAGCACUGGCCGGAUUUCGGGAGGAUCGUAGGAAUAUGUCGAAGCCGGUGAAACCGUUGUAUUAUGGAGCGUUCGGUUCGUACGCACCAAGCUACGAUUCAACGUUCUCUAAUCUCACCAAGGAAGAAACGGACUUGGUCUAUCAGACCUACGGCGAUGAAACGGCUGUGCAGUAUGCCGAGUCGAUUCUCGACUUUGCCAAGGAUUGCGACUACACAUUGACCAUGGUUGACGAUCUCUUGGACAUUCUCACAGGUGGCGAUCAUCGAAAGACGAAAAAAUUCAUCGAGGAAAAACGAAAGUUGAGAGAAGAAGAAGAGAAAAUCAAGAAUAUACUGGAGAAGCCUAUACAGGACAUGAAUCGUAACAUCUCGACGAUGGAUAAGGUCAAAGUUGAUAUCGAGCAAUUAAAGACACUCACGGAAUUCGGUAUCGAUAUAAACUUCUUAGACACUUUAGAGGAGGACUUUAAAUACAGCGAAGAACGCGCCGUUCUACAGAGUCGUCUGGAUGAUACAUCGCAGAUGCUAAACCGAUUAAAACAGGUCCAGCACGAACGUUUAUCAGCACCACCACCGGCACAUCUGUCCAAUGUCUCUAAAGCGGGAGAAGCCGAAGUGAUGUUGGCCGAAAAGAUCACUGACAAUCUGACCGACAUAGCGAAGAAACUGCCACCCUCAGGUAUUGCACCAGUCGACGGUCUUCGUAGGGCGAUGGGCAUAGCACCGUUGGGCGGACCAGAGCCCAUGGAAGUCGAACCGAUCACGCAUAAUCCUACUAUAGUCGCCGAUACUUCGUUACUACCGCCCAAUGCGAAUAACGGAAAUAAUCAAGUGCUGUCGAACCUGCUGCCGACCUCUCCGAUUCAGAAUACGAAUCUAUUAAGUCCGACUGGCCAGCAGAAUCAGAAUAUGAGUAUUGUAGGCGCGAAUCAGCCGCCACCGCCAUCGAUCCAAAUGCAAAUGGGUAUGACACACAGCAGCCAGACACCACCGUCUCUAUUGAGUGCGACGGAGCCAUCCGGUGUGACUGAUCUUGAGUCUGAACUGCGUGAAUUUCUAGAAAGCGAUCCCACAUUGGGACACUCGCCUCUCCACGACGACAAAACCUUGGAGGAUAUUUUAUCCGAGUCUUAGUGCAUGCGCACGUUCUGAGUGUUCUGCAAUAUAUAAGUUAUAUACAAAUAGAAAUAUAAAUUAUAAAUAUACAGAGCUCUGUACAUUUUAUCAUCGAUAUGCUAAUUUUUUCAUGUACGAUUAAGAAUAAAUUAAAUUAUAUAAUCCUGUGCCUUAUUUUAAUCACUUCAUUUUAUUGGAACUUUUUAUGUUGUCCUUUCUUCAUCAAAGAUGUUAAAUAAAUCAGUUCAUCAAGUUUGAAAUGCAAACACACACGGUAUAUCAGAAUAAAAUGAAGUUUAUGUAAAAUUAAAAAAAAUGAA
Camponotus floridanus (Florida carpenter ant) is the source of this 3040-nucleotide messenger RNA. RefSeq names its product bromodomain-containing protein 7 (gene Brd7-9). The transcript has 4 exons. Lineage: Eukaryota; Metazoa; Arthropoda; Insecta; Hymenoptera; Formicidae. The record is from RefSeq and is a predicted model, not a curated record. Bases 471 to 2738 code for a protein of 755 amino acids. Gene Ontology annotation, cellular component: nucleus. Gene Ontology annotation, biological process: regulation of transcription by RNA polymerase II.